Paramecium pentaurelia is the source of this 1854-nucleotide messenger RNA. Lineage: Eukaryota; Ciliophora; Oligohymenophorea; Peniculida; Parameciidae. The record is from the annotation of a GenBank genome assembly.
AUGAGUGAUAAGGAAAAGAAUCAAGAAAUUGAAUAACCAUUAAAAAGACAAAGGCGACCAAGAUAACAUACAAAUUAAGAAGAAUCUGAUUAAUUUUGGAAAAACAAUUAAUAUUUUGCCUAAGGAUAAAUUGAUGAUGAAAAUGAUGAAGAUUCAGAAGAAUAUUAUCCAUAAUAAUCAUCAUCUGCAUCUGAAGAAGUUUCUUAAGAAAAUGAUGCUUGUGACUUUAUAGAUUCUUUGGAAUAAUGGGAAGAUUGUUCAGAUUCAAAAGAAUAAUAAAAAUAAUAUUAAGAAUCACCAUCUUAAAAUUUUAUACAACUUAUGAAAAAGAAUUUAGAGCAAUUCUCUACAAUGAGAGGAGUCCAUACAUAAGUUGACAUUGCUACAUUACCUAGAUUAGGUGAAACAUCUUAUGUUUAUUUUAAUGAAGAAUAGAAAUUUUAAAAUGAAUUUUAAGAUGUUUUAAAUAGAUUCUAUAAAUCUAUUCCUUGUGAUAAAUAACGAAGAGGGGGAGAUGAUCAAAGUAAAUGUAAAACUGAAUUUCAUGGUGAUUUAUUUGAUUUUGAAGAUAAGAGAUACUUUAUAGAUAGUGAAAUUUAGUAAUUAUAAAGAAUCUUAAAAUUAUACAAAACAUAAAAAUUUGAUUCAUAUCUUGCUUAUAGAAAAUUGACAAGAGAUUAAAAUUUGGAUUUUGAAUAAUCUAUUCAUAAAUAAUUAGAUUUAUUAAGAUAAAAGAAAAGAUAGCUUGAAACUUAAUUAGAAGAAGAAAAAAGAUGUUUUUAUUUGUCAAUAGAUUAGUAAUAUAUUUUAAAAUUGAAGGAAUAUACUACAUAUUAUACUCCUAGAUAUAUUUAAAGUUAAAGUAAUAUAAAGUAUGAUCAAAUGUUAUAAAAUGAGAAUUAACUUUUCUAAAUAUAUCCAUAUGAUUAAUAGCCUUAAUGGCUUAUUAAAUAUCAAGAAACCUUUCAUAUUUUUAAAUAGAAAAUCUCAUUACUUUAAGCUCCUCUCUAUUUUUAUAGUUUUUAGGAUGCAAAUGCAUUAAAGAUAACUUCUCAUCUUAUUUUGAAAUCUUUAAAAUAAUUGGAAGAAGUAUCAAAAAAUAAACUAAUUGCAAAAAUAUUUAUUGAUCUUAUGAAUUCACUUUUCAAUAUAGAUAUUCCUGAAACAGAUCUUCUUUUCAAUAGUGACCUAUUAAAUGAAGAAAUAAUUUCCAUUUUAAUUUCUUAAGAAAAGUAAAUUUUAUUGGAUUAGCCUGAAUAAUAUAAGCCAUUUCCAACACCAGAUGAUCCAGGAACAGAAACUAAAACAAAAUUGAAGUUUUAUCCAAAUUACAAAACUGAAGAAUAUACUCUUUAUGUAAGACCUGUUUUUGAAUUUUCAAUGAGAUUUCUAUAUGAAAUUUAUCUAAGAAUUUAAAAGAUUACAUAAAUGUAAACUAAAAUUACAUUCAAAAAUUAAGAGUAUAUGAUUGGAAAUUUAAUAAUUGAAUGUUGUUAUAAAUAUUUAGAUGAUGAAAUAUCAUAUGCAGCAUGGCUUACUAUUUGCAAAUCUAUUCUUAAUGAGAAAGAUUCUAUUGAAUUAUCAACUAUAAUUUUAUUAGUAUAAAUGUUCCGUAGAUUAUUUUAUUAAUAUGAUGAUUGGACAAUUGAAUUAUUAAUAAAUUGGACAUAAAAAGUUUUAGGUGAAGAUAGUAAAAUAUAAAAAGAUGAUGUUCAAUUAUCGAAUAUGAGUAUUCAAGAUAUCAUAUUAAAAUUGAAAAGUCAUGUAGAAUUAUCAAAUGCAAAGAUAGCAAGAAUAUAGACAGUAGAUGGGUUGAUGAUCAUUCAUGUUUUUGAAUUUUCAUAAUUAUAUUGA